CGUCGGGAGAGAUAAAUGCCGACUCUGAUCCGAAAGUUCCCAACUGCAAAGUUUGAUCCUUCGGCUGACGCUGAGGGCGAAGGAACUCGGGGACCCCUCCCGCGCUGGGACUUCUGCUCCCCGCAUUUUCCAGCCCCCAGUCUCUCGCUCCAUCAAGCGAGGACCUCUGGCUGUUUCAUAAUCUUCCCCCAGCACAGAAACGAGCUGCUCGGCCCCGCAAAGAACAAGUCAACUAAGAAAAUGUGGAAGGUGCCAGUUCUGUUCUUCGUUUUGGGACGCGCAUCGCUCUGGGUCCUGGCAGAUGCCAGCACGGUCCGGCCAGAAGAUGACGUGACUACAGGUGUGGAAAAUAGCAAGACGGCCCUGGGUAUGGAUGAUUACACGACCCCAAGUGCCGGUGGAGAGCCCCAUAAGUCUGCUGGCUUGACAGCUCUGAUGCCGACAAGAGCCAAGAGCAUAACAGAGGAUCACAAAGAGGACCGGCCAACUGCGGAAAGCACAGCCCACUCCCAAGGACAAAGCCAGAGCACCACAACCCCGAAUGUGGCAACUCGUCCGGCCCCGGGGAAAACAGAUGGAGAAAAACCAACAGUUAAGAAAGGUGGCUUGUCAACAAUGACCCUGACUGGAAUCAUAGUUGGGGUCUUACUAGCCAUUGGAUUCAUUGGUGGAAUCAUCACUGUGUUUGUUCGGAAAAUGUCAGGAAGGUACUCGUAAGCCCUAAAGAGCUUAAGAAUUUUGCCCUCCUGCCAGUAUGCUUUUAAAAAAGAGAGUUUCCGACUUCCCCCUCAUGCCUGAUCGUGUGGAGAAGAUGACCUGUGGAAAUGCUUCACCACUCCACUCAAAAUCCACGGUGAUUCCUCCACUUGCCAAAAGUAAUGGAAGGAAAGAGUAUUCAUAAGACUUGCUUCUCUGAGCAUUUGUCUUUUGAAAAAAAAAUCGUUUUAAUAUAAAUUUUGUAUAAGAUGAUUUAAAAUGCAUAGAAAACGGAGCAAAGCUAUGUCAUCUGAUGUGUAACUAAGGUAGACAAUAUAAUUCAAUCGAUGUUAGAAACUGAAAUCAUGUCUUUGUUCUGAUUGUUCUCUCUUGUUGUUAAAACGCAAAGGAAUUUGGAAAUAUUUAUACCAACGACGUCCUUGGGUGUAAAGCUAUGUCAGUAAGUGGCAUAAGCAUUUUGCAGUUUCUGAUCUGUUGAAAUGUAUGCAUUCCAGUCUAAUUGGGUCUGUUUUUAGCCUGAUUUGGUGUGAAUAAUCAAGUAGAAAAUCUAAACUUGCAUAAUAUGUAAUGAGCAACCGCCUUUCACUGGUCUGGGUAAAUCAUUGCAAAGGUAUCUAUUU
Messenger RNA from Aethalodelphis obliquidens (Pacific white-sided dolphin), 1337 nucleotides. RefSeq names its product podoplanin (gene PDPN). The transcript has 6 exons. Gene Ontology annotation, cellular component: apical plasma membrane; lamellipodium; basolateral plasma membrane. Lineage: Eukaryota; Metazoa; Chordata; Mammalia; Artiodactyla; Delphinidae. Bases 16 to 717 code for a protein of 233 amino acids. Gene Ontology annotation, biological process: signal transduction; cell migration; positive regulation of platelet aggregation. The record is from RefSeq and is a predicted model, not a curated record.